Porites lobata is the source of this 5222-nucleotide messenger RNA. NCBI's taxonomy places the organism in Eukaryota, Metazoa, Cnidaria, Anthozoa, Scleractinia, Poritidae. The record is from the annotation of a GenBank genome assembly.
AUGUUACGCAACAAUGCCGAUGCUCACCGAUGCUUAUAUUUCGAGCUUGGGCUACCUGUGAUUAAUGCCUCUGAAAAGACACCUCAGGUGAAACGUGGGUCCAUUUAAAAGUCAAAGUCAUCAGUUCUCAACAUUAACGAUUGAUCCUUGCUAAGUUAUUGGUUUUUAUAAUAAUACGUCAAAGCUCUCAGUCUCUGGGGUUUUUUACUGCAGAGCUGAACUAAUUUGUAUGUAACGGUGGGCUUGUUAACUCGCAUAAUUAACUGACUACUGGCACGUGAAACGCUUAGACUUUAAUAGUUUUCAUUUCCUCGAGAAAGAAAGCAGAAAGCGGUUUUGUAAUAGUCAGACAGAAAUGAAAUGGAGAGUUUUAGGCUCCACUUUGUGUAUGUGUGAAUGUUUUGUUUAUAUAUCUAAGUUUUAGCGCUAAAUAAUAAGAAGACAUAAGCUAAAUUGAAAUAGAGAGUUUUCAGCUCCACUUUGCGUAUGUGGUUUGUUUAUCUAUCCGAUUUUGAGCGCUAAAAAAGAUAUAGUAAGCUGUUUCUCGAGUUGCUAAGUAAUCUCUCCGCCUGUUAGUUCCAAUAGCCGAGCAUACGUCAUUGGGAUCUACUCAGCGGGAAUUAAAAUAGACUGGAUCAAAAGUUCCCAUUCUAGGGUCUAGGAACAAGCGUCCAAAAGAGCUUGAAGCUCAUCAACGUUUGUAAUAAAGGCCAUGGUGAUAAAAAGUUAAUAAAUGUUUUCUCAAACACACGAACUCGAACAAAUUGCUCCUAACAAAGCCAUUGCAAGAACGAUAGCGCUUUCGAAAUCUACCCGCUUUUAUUUUGAACAAAUCAUAUGUCCUACAAGAGUCCAUCAGGGUUAAAAAGGACCGGGCAAGCCUAUUGUGCCUAUUGUAGUAGAGAAACGCUCAUUACAAAUGGAAGUAGGCACUUAAUUAGUUUGGAGGAACACAUUUUUAGGCACAUAAUUAAUAUACAGGAAGGAACUAAAUUUGUAUGCAGGACGACACUUACACAUAUUAAUAAAGGGAAGGCAUACGGAAGGCAGGGGAAGGUACCAAACAAGAGUAAAAUAACCCUAUAUCACUACUAUCAUAAUUAUUAUGAUUCUUUUUUCCUUUUAAAAUUUCUUAACUAUGGUAAAGUGGUAAAUUUUUCAAAAUUAAGUCUUCUUUUUCCUAACCACUUGUUCAUUGUCUAAAACAGCAUAUUAUUCAUUCAAGUGACCGAUCCCGUGGCCAUGAAUUUUAUACUUAAAACACCUUAAAACUUACCUGCCCGUUGUUAGAAGAAUUUCUUGCUUUACAGACUGUUUUAAAGGAAGCAACUUGCUAUAAUUGGCCCCUCUGGAUUAUGGCCUCUCUCCAGGAACCAAAUUUUCAGAUGUUACCAUUUAAGGGGAACUCCGCCCCUCUGAGCAUAUUCCUUGAUAUAAUUGACAGAAUGGCUAGCGGAUGCUUCUGCUUAAAGUUAAUUUAUUAGGAAAGACUGUAUUACAUACGAAAUUGGCCAAAAUUUCCUAUCAAAAUAUUAUUAGCAAGGGUUUUCUAAUACGUAAAGAGACAAAAAGCAAUGAAGAUGAAAUCAUUUGACGUUUUGGCGUCGUCAUGAAGCCAUUAAAUUUUUACUAUAAACUACCAUGAAGUUGGCUGAAGAUCAACGAGUAAAAUUAAUCAAUUUGACGCAAAUAUUUUGGCUCGAAUUGAGUCCAACUGGACAGUAAGAGGCAUCGUCAGUUCCCUAAUUAGCAACAUUUCGUGCAGUAAAAUCGACCCUUGUUUUUCAACCAAUUUCAAUAUGUAUGACUCCUAAGAAAAUAAAUAAUAUGAUAUAAUGCGAACCUUAAGAGCUAUAUAAAGUUCAUCAUGGAUUUAACCACCACCUCAAAAUUGCCAAAGAGAAAUGCUUUGAUUGAAUUUUUGAAAAUUUCUACAAAUUCAAUAGUGAGCAGUUAUAAUAGGAUUCUCCCCACCCUCCUCAGUCUAUUAGCUAAAGCUACCUGCGGGUAGUCAUUCUCAUUUGUAAUAUUCACAAUCCACACUUGUUCCACAAAUGCGGCCCUGCUUCCUAAAUUGCGCGCCCCCCAGUAUUUCCAUCAUCCUACUUUUAAUAAAAUGCCUGAGGUGGAACUAAGAUUAUACAAGAACCUAUAAUUCACAGGGAAAAUAUUGCUGAUAUGUGCAGGUGCGAGGCCGUGAAUGGCUUUCAAAAUUAACAAUAGAAUCUUGGAAUGUAUGCGCGUUUGCACCGGUAGCCAGUGUAACUCAUAAAGUACUAGAAUGAUGUGAGAAUACUUUCUAAAACCAUUAAUAAUCUAGUGGCAGCAUUUUGCACGCGUGGCAACUUAGCUAUUUUUUCUUUGGGGAGACUACUUGACGUUAGUACAGUUGAUCUAAAGAAACAACUUUUAACUCGUUUCCUACGAACUGAAUUUGAUCAGCCCGGCUAACAUUCUUAUGCUCUUACUUGGUGCCUUAGUAACACAAUCAUGAUCGUAUCGUGAAUAACCGAGUGUCAGGAUCUAUUUCUACUGACUGACGCGAAGUGACUAUAAGCAGCUUUAAGACCACUGUCAUUGAUAUCUCACCAUGCAAUUCAAAGCCGCACAAAGACCGAGAAACCUCAAUAUACUCAAUAUGGUCAUUCGCUUGUAAGGUCAAGUGUGAAAUUGUCAAACACAUGCAGCUGGGAUAAAAAGAAAGCUGCACACAAAUGAUCAAAAUUGAUCAUAGCGGUGCUCUCGCGCACGAAUCGCGCGCAGCGGAGCACCAUGGGUAAGAAAAUUUGGUAAACUACCCAUCCAAGAGAAUUUGGUAAUCACGUGAUCGUACACCGACCGACCGAACGACCGUCCGUCCGCACCACAGGCAUACCAAUGUAAAAUAACUCAAUAAACAGGUAUGGCAACCCAAAUGCAACUCGCAUAGCCACCCGCGUCUUGUGAAGCAGAGACAACUAAAGAGUCGAAAAGGGGAAAUUGUCUCUGUAUCCGUAUUUUCUAAAGUAUUAAGCUCAGAAUAACUGUCAUGUCCACAAAUUUGGAAUAUAGAGCAAGAGAAAGACAGAGAAAAAGAGAAAGUAGGCGGCAGGCCAGCGAAGCUCAAGGAGAAAUACGGCGACAGAGAUCUAGACCGAGAGAUGAAAAACACAUGAAAAAGACAUUUUUUUGUUGGAAUUUUCUUCCAACGAAAGCGGCGGUGACAAAAUGAGAAAUGCCAGCGGUCACCAAUGCAAGAUGAAAAUGAGCGGCAGUGAGAAAAAAAGUGAACGAGAAAACGUAUGACAUUUCCUCAAUAAAACGUGUGACUAAGAGGUUUCAGUAAGUUUCACGUUGUAGUUGUGCAAAACAACUGCAAAGAAAUGUACAAAAAAGUGUGCUGUACGUGCAAAGUUGCUUUUUUGCUAAUUAGACCUAUUGUUGUCUUUCACCGUUCUCCGGCGUUGUCUUCGCCGCUUAGCAUCACCAGAUUUUAUAUUUUGUUUGAACAAACUAUAAAUAUUAUCAUCGAGAGCUUCGCUCUUAGUGCUGGGUAAAUCUAUAUAUUAAGAUACAUGUAUAUUUGUUGAAAAUUAGUCAAGUAUCUGUCAUUUUUGUCAGUGAUUUCGCUACUGCACGCAUAUUUAGCUCAUUGUUUAAAAUUAACCAAGCCCAUCGUUGUGCACCUAAAUCUGGUCUUAAUUGUGCUCUUUAACUGCGGAAUUUCAAUCAUCCCUUCUAAGAGCUCCCUCGGGCUCUGACCGCAUUUUCGCGUGCUCGAAUUCUCCCCCCCUCCCUACCCUUGUAAGUUAUCAGUCAACCUCAUUUAGACAAUCUCAUUAGUGAAUUGGUUCUGGUGCAGCUUUAAGACAUUAAGGGCCUGUUUACAUGGAGUGGGGAGCCCCGGUCUAAUGGGGUAGGUUUCUUUUGUUUUGUGUGCCCCAGAGCGUGAAAACAAAAGAAGCCAACCCCACUAGACCGGGGUCCCCCACUCCAUGUAAACAGGCCCUUAGUCACUACAAAAUGUAGAUUAUAUAAAUAACGAAACGCCUAAAAGUUGUCCCCUUGGGAAUGCAUUGGUGUAUACAGGCAUAAAAUCCUUCUUGAUAAAGGUUGGAAAAAUGUUAUUCGAAAAGGGUUUUUUCUGUCUGCCUACAGUCCCCGUAUAAUCGCUAUUUUUGCUCUAAAUUCCGCUCAUAGAUUCUCAUAUUAAAGAGCUUUUUUGUACCUCUAAAUGGACCUCAGUGAUUAUCGGCAACUGUAAUUUUCCGGUUUGGGUCUCAGCGGACUCAGUUCAGCUGGGGUGAACAACUGCCCCGAAUAAUGUCCCUGCAAUGAAAAUCUAGCCUGGGCCGCAGACGUAACGUAAUCAAACCCCGGUAAGUAACGUCUGCGAAACAGCGCCCAAAUUCUUUGUUCUAGGCCUCCACCUGUGUACCAGAAUUUUAGUACGCGCCAUGAUUGGCCUGUUAAACGAGCCAUAGCCAAUUUACCAACCAUUUUGUAAGGAAAUUCGAAACACCUGGAAUAUCCAUAUUAAUGAAAUUCUUAAGAAGGCCUCUAAGAGAAUAUAUUUGUUGGUACAACUUAAGAGAGCUAAGGUUACUCGCACUAAUUUAGGGCUCUUCUACUCUAGUUGUAUUAGAUCAAUUAUGGACCAUGCAAUACUUCAAACUUCAAACUUUAAACUUCCAGUAAUUCGUUGAGUCCAUAGGGGCCAGAACAAGGCCUAUCGGCGCUGCUUCGCAGACAUUAAUAACCGGGAUUAGAUUACGUCUACGACGCAUGUAAUAAAAACCAAACCUCGAUAGAUGUUUACCAACCGCGGCAGGAUUAGCUCAGUCGGUAGAGCGCUUGACUGCCCAGCGGAAGGUCGCGGGUUCGAUUCCCGGGGUCGGACCAAUACUCAGAGUCUUACAGUAACUGAGAAUAUUGUCCCGAAUAACUACUUUCGUGCUAAAUACCUUGACACUCAAAUAAAGUACAUUUCUUUUUAACAAUAUUGACGUCCUCAAAUUAUGUUUUAUUGUCGUUAGGUUGAUGUCUACAGCUUUGGUGCUCUUCUUGGCGAAAUGUGCAUCCGACAACUUCCAGAUCCUCAAAAUCGUAACGAACAAGUGGUGCUUGUAACGAACGGUGUGUUUCGUGGCCUUUUGCAGCGAUGCAUUCAAAGAGAGCUUGGGGCGAGACCAACCAUGCAGGAGAUAAUCGAUGAACUGAAGGAAUUCGAGCUAAUUUCUUAA